UCCUAUCCAUCACGUCCAGGAUCCUCGUUCAACGCGCCCUAGCACGUCCUAGCAGCACAGCUUCACCCGCCUCAUCGGACACCAAUCUAUCCAACUCCAUCCGAUCAAGCAAACUUCCACUCAAGAUCGUCUCUGCCAAGAUCGAGGCUAUCUGUACUCCCGAAAACCACACCAGAUCGUCCCUUCUCGACGUUGUGCUUGCCGUGCUGGACGACCACGUCUAGUACCGCGGCAUCCAUAUCCAGCUCAUCAUGAGCCAACCGACCCUUGACGGCCUCGAGACCCAUCAGUUAGAGGCGCUAUUACACCAGAGUCAAGAGCAAGCUCGCGCUGCUGAGAACCAGGCUCGCGCCAUUGAGAAUCAACUUAGAGCUCGAUCUUCCGUUCCCACACCAGCCGUCACAGAUUUCGACACUGUACCGGGGAAUUAUCGAGUCUCUUCCUCGUGUUCACCAGCAGCCAGCAAUGUACGCUCACGAAGCAACACAAUACCCCGCAGUGUGGGAGGUGUCAGCAUGGUCCCGACUUUGAGCCUCAACGGCAACCAUGCACCGCAACAGCCACUGGAGCAAAGUCGUCCCAUGAAGCGCUCAAAGACCACUCACCCCACCACGCCGGCGACUGCCGCCACCACAGUGAGAAUGGCGAGGUCCCGUUCAAGCGCAUCGGCCCAGCCCGCGUACAGGACGAGUAACCCCUUCGCCGGACCCGGCCCGAUUACCCCGCCGUAUCCCCGGCCUGCGCGGAACAGCCUACCAGCUACUCAUACCAGUUCCACGAUACUGGAAACAGCCUUCAACCUCAACCAGUUGCAGCGGCCCACGGCUACAGCCUUCCUUUACGGGAAUCCCAGCUUUCAUGCCCAACUUCCUCAACGGCCGUUGCCGAUGGGGUCAUUGGCAGAGACUGGCAUGGAGAUGAAUCCAGCUGAUUUUAUCUCCAUGUGGGACCAGGAGGAAAUGGCCAUGACAUCUCCUCUACAUACGCAGCCCAUCGGUAUCCCUACAGCCAGCCAUAUGAGCCAGUUCCAAUAUCCUGGCGACUCUGGGAAUCCGUCAGUGUGCGGCUCCAUGACGUCGGCACCUACUCUCGAAACCGUCCCGAUGACAAGGUCCAACAGCAAUCUGAAUGACAAUAUGCCUAAUCAGUUUGCCGAAAUGGUUCGGAUAGAAUCUCAGCAACCGAGUCGUCAACAAAACCGCCGGGAAAGCUAUAGUCAGCCGCAGCCCUUCACUACCUCGCUGCUGGGGAAACGGUCAGCGUCGGAUCCUGAUUUUCUGGAGGCAGACAUCAAUGGGCUUCCAGUCUCGUUCAACAGUCACCUUUACUCUGCGUCGGCACCUGCCAACACGCUUUCCAUGGGCAACCAGCACCCCAUGGGGAACUCAGUACCGCAAACAACCUCCGAAUCUACGCCUGAGGACGACAUCGAACAAGAACUGGAUCAGCACCUCUCCAUGGAGAGAUCGGAAUCUAAGGAUAGCAACAAGUCAAACCAGUCCCAGUCGUUGAAACAUCGUGCCAAGGAGGCUCUCGUCCGUCAGAACGUUAACGCCUCCAAGUCCCGACAUCUUCAGCCUAAGCCUGCCACAGAUACCACCAAAAAGGAAUCUUCCGAGCCUACUGGUGUGGCUGGCAAGGACGGAAAGGCCGUCAUCACUAAGACCAAGUACGAGCGACCCAAGCACCCCAAGGUCAAGUGCCCUCAGUGCAACGAGAACCCCGAAGGCUUCAGAGGCGAGCAUGAGUUGCGCCGACACACCGAAGCCAAACACAACAUGUUGGUCAAGAAGUGGGUGUGCCGUGAUCCAGCUCUUGAGGGUAUUCCCCAUUCGGAGAAGGCCGUCAAGUCUCUUGCGGAUUGCAAGCAAUGCUCGCAGGGGAAGCAAUACGGAGCGUACUACAACGCUGCUGCUCAUUUGCGCCGAACUCACUUCAAGGUCAAGCAGUCUCGCAAGGGUGCCAAUUCCAAAGGUGCUAAGAGUGUCGCUGGCCAGGCCGGUAAAGCUGAAGAGGAGAAGCGUGGUGGAAAAGGUGGUGGCGACUGGCCUCCUAUGUCUGAGCUCAAGCACUGGAUGGUCGAGAAGUUGGUUCCCAUGGAUCAAGAGGGCGCGUUCAACCAAGACGGUGCUGAUUCCGACGGCGCUGUUGACCCUGAAGAUAUGGAGAACGGCCUCUUCGACCCUCAGUACGUUCAGGCCGGGUUCGGGCUUGCGCCCAGGACAGGUGUCUUCGAUGUAGCUACCUUUGCCGGCGUAGGGGGAAGCUUCCAGGAUUUCGACGGGUUGAAUGCCACAGCCUUCCAAAACCUGAAUGGAGAACUGGGUCUACCAAGCUCAGAUCUCCUCAUGGACGCCGGCAUGUAUGUGCAUCAGCCAAUGCAGUCCAUGCCCAUCGCUUCGGGAUUCAACUUUGGCACGGCUCAAGACGCGCCGCAACAACAACAUACCAUGGCACCCGCCAUGACGAGCAUCGCCAAUCACAAUUACACCUCUCCUGUCUCGUCGACUGCCACCAUCACCCAAGGCGGUUUAUCAGCGGAACACCAAUUUCUCAUGGCACCGGCGAUGCAAGCCUCGCAGAACGAUCUGCCGGACAUGUCCUUCGAUCUGAUGUUUACUGCUGGCGCACAGUGACGCCGACUUGCCAAAGCUCGUCUAUCCGGAUUCUUUCCUUCGAUGUCCGGCAUUUCCACGUGAAUUUCUCUUCAUCGAUCCUGCACCUAAAUCUCGGUUACACUUUACCGUCUUCUCAUUCCGAUUUACGUCUUCGAUUCUUCUGCUUCUUAUGCCGGCUUUAUAUUUCCUAUUUCACUUUGUCUUGGACUUUGGUCAGGGGCGUGGUGGGUUACGUUCCGCCAUGGUUCCGCAGGUGUCUCGCUUCCAUCGGGAUCCUCGAACCUUGACUCAGACCCUGAUCGUCGCACACAUGGAUCACUGUCGCACGACCUCGAACUCAAAACGUUCAUCACGCUUCGAGCGCAGUUCCCGUCGGCCGAAACAAGGCCUUCAGCCAGCAGCUCAUACAAUGUGCCGC
Messenger RNA from Neurospora tetraspora, 3036 nucleotides. RefSeq lists its product as uncharacterized. The coding region runs from base 252 to 2636 and encodes 794 amino acids. The record is from RefSeq and is a predicted model, not a curated record. NCBI's taxonomy places the organism in Eukaryota, Fungi, Ascomycota, Sordariomycetes, Sordariales, Sordariaceae. The transcript has 2 exons.